Messenger RNA from Teleopsis dalmanni, 1172 nucleotides. RefSeq lists its product as uncharacterized. Lineage: Eukaryota; Metazoa; Arthropoda; Insecta; Diptera; Diopsidae. The record is from RefSeq and is a predicted model, not a curated record.
AUGGAUCAUUGUGGUACCAAUGGACCACAAGCAUUGUUUUCUCUAGCUGAAGAGGCAGUAGAAGAUUGUCAAAAAUUGAGUCGGGUUGAAGCGAACUUAGCUUCGACGUGCUGCAUAUUGACUCGCCCUACUCUGGAUCCAAGUUAUAAGGAAUGCCUCGAUGAUUUGCUAUCGAAAACUGACAAAAAACAUUUUACCAGCACUGAACAAACUGCUCUAAAUAUAUGUGCUGAGGAGUGUAACUUUAUAGGCAAUGGCUAUACUAACGCUGAUCCACCCUUUGCAUUAGAUUUCGACAAUAUUAACGAUAAUUUGGAUAAAUUUGCACCGCAACCAAAGGAAAACUCUAUUAAAUUCAUUAAUACUGCGUUCAAAAGUUGUUUUGAAUUCCGCAAAGGACAUGCAAAUCGAUUAGAUAUCAGGUUCCCUGACGUCGAUGUUGUUACCGAGAACUGCCGCCCAUUUGCGUUACAAAUAACUACAUGUGUUCGAAUUUAUGGAAUGCAGGAAUGUCCUGAAGAAUUCUUUGUGAAUAUCGAACAUUAUUUUCAAAGGCGAUUUAUUGCUUUAGCAAUGCGACGAAGCAUUAAAAAGCGGUCCAGCGUCCACAGCAUCCACAGCGUCCAGAGCGUCAAAAGCGUCAACAGAAGGCUUAAUAGCAAGUGUCUGCGCUUUGACCAUAAUUUCUUUUGCCGGUUUCGGUUUUAUGUGGGCAACGAGGAAAAUGUUUUCAUUGAGAAAGUGGCUGAAAGCUACAAACUUGCUGAACUGCAUUGAAAUACAUAUUGACAAGUUUAUACUCAUAAAUAUACACAUAUUUUUAUGGUAUUACAAAGUGUUGAAAGCUACAGUCUUUGCAUUUGAGAAAUGAGAAAAUAUAAUUCUAAAACAUAAAAUAAAAGGAAAAAGAAUCUCAACAAUAUGUUGCUAGAAUAUUGAUACUGAGGAAAGUAGUAAAAAAUGAAUUCAAAGAAACAAAGUAAAAAUGAGUUCAAAUGCAUAAAACAUACAUAAUUGCUUUGCUUUAAAACUGAUAAAAUUUAUAUCUGUUCCCGAAAAAUUAAUAGAAAUGUAAUAUAAGAGAGAGCAUAUCACGUCAUCACUUAUAAAUCUUACAAUAAAUACAUACAUAUUUAAUGAUUCAAAAACACUAUUUCACAUUUACGAUAUUA